AAUUUACCUCAUACAUACACACACACACAUAUACACUAAGAGUUAUACACCUUGCUUAUAUAGAUCCCGAGAGAGCUACAAAAAAUGGGGUUUUUCCUGUUAUUUCAACUUUUUUUCACCAUAGCCAUAAUAAGUUUUUCUCUUCAUUUCUUCUCCACAUUGAUAUUCUCAUGCUGGGUUCUACCCAUUAGAGCUUACAACAAGAUUAAAAAAAAUGGAUUUACAGGUCCAAUCCCUAGUUUUCCAAUGGGAAACAUCACAGAGAUGAAAAACAGUAUGAAUAUAAACGUUUCUUCUUCACUUAAUGUUAUUUCCCACGAUAUACACUCCACUGUGUUUCCUUAUUUUGCUCGUUGGCAGAAAUCAUAUGGGAAAUUGUUCAUAUACUGGCUGGGGACGGAGCCGUUUUUGUACGUUGCGGAACCGGAGUUUUUAAAGAACAUGUCGGCGGGAGUGUUGGGAAAGAGUUGGGGGAAACCCAAAGUGUUUAAACAUGAUAGGGAGCCUAUGUUUGGAAGUGGGUUGGUGAUGGUUGAAGGAGAUGAGUGGGUUCGCCAUCGCCAUGUUAUUACGCCAGCAUUUUCUCCUUCCAACUUAAAGGCUAUGGCAAGCUUGAUGGUCGAACCGACAACGAAGAUGCUAGACCAAUGGGCUACUCUAAUAAGCUCUGGUUAUCCCGAAAUCGAUGUCGAAAGGGAAAUCACAACGACCGCAGGGGAGAUCAUCGCGAGGACCAGCUUCGGGUUGAGUUACCAAAAUGAGAACAAAGUGUUUGAAAAACUAAGAGCCAUGCAAAUCACCCUUUUCAACUCCAACCGUUAUGUUGGCGUUCCAUUUAGCAAAUGGAUGUGCCCUAAGAAAAACCUAGAAGCCAAGAGACUCGGAAAAGAAAUCGACCAAUUGCUUUUAUCUAUAAUCGAUGCCCGUAAAAAGAGUUUGGAUAUUGGGACAUCCCUUCAGAAGGAUUUGUUGGGUUUGUUGAUGGAAGGUAGCCUCAUUGACGGACGGUCGGGGAAGAGCUUGACAGCGAGGGAGCUUGUCGACGAGUGCAAGACUUUCUUCUUCGGCGGCCAUGAAACCACUGCAUUGGCACUCACUUGGACAUUGUUGCUUUUGGCCAUGUAUCCCGAUUGGCAAAACCAAUUGAGGGACGAAAUUAAACAAGUGAUUGGAGAUGGAGAGAUCGAUUUCACUAAGCUUGCUGACUUAAAGAAGAUGGGAUGGGUGAUGAAAGAAGUGUUAAGACUAUACUCGCCAGCACCAAAUGCACAAAGACAAGCAAGAGAAGAUAUAAAGGUGGGUGAUCUUGUUAUCCCUAAUGGAACCAACAUCUGGAUCGACGUCGUAGCAAUGCACCACGAUCCGACAUUAUGGGGCGAUGAUGUUAACGAGUUUCAGCCAGAAAGGUUUAAAGAUGAUCAUUUAUAUGGUGGGUGUAAACACAAGAUGGGAUUUUUGCCAUUUGGAUUCGGAGGUAGGAUGUGUGUUGGAAGGAAUUUGACAAUGAUGGAAUAUAAAGUUGUAUUAACACUUAUGCUCACUAGGUUUUCCUUCUCCCUGUCAUCAAAUUAUCGCCAUUCACCUUCCAUUUUGCUUUCUUUAAGGCAUAGAUAUGGACUGCCCCUCCUAGUUAAACCCCUCUAAGCAAUUCUUUUCCAUCCUAGUUAGAUUAAAAAGGUAAUUAAACUUCAACCUUAAAACCUUAGUUAUAGAUGUUAAAAAUGUUACAUUCAAAUUCAUUGUAUUCUUUCUUUAUAUUUGUUUCUUUGCACCGGCAUUAAGGUGUUCAAAUUUGUAUUAUCCAUAUUGAAAUUAAAUAAAUGUAAAAUUC
This is a messenger RNA of Gossypium arboreum, 1831 nucleotides long. Its product is annotated as cytokinin hydroxylase-like. The coding region runs from base 85 to 1644 and encodes 519 amino acids. Gene Ontology annotation, molecular function: monooxygenase activity; oxidoreductase activity, acting on paired donors, with incorporation or reduction of molecular oxygen; heme binding. NCBI's taxonomy places the organism in Eukaryota, Viridiplantae, Streptophyta, Magnoliopsida, Malvales, Malvaceae. The transcript is spliced from 4 exons. The record is from RefSeq and is a predicted model, not a curated record.